ACAAUUCGUAUGCUGGAGACAAAAAGUGUACACAAAAGUUGUACCCUAAGCAAAGUUUUACCGUGCUCGUAGUACAAUACAUCCGGUUGUACUUUGCACUGACUCCCCAUUUAUUUAUACUGUACGACGUAUCCUUGUCAUUUUCUCAGUCUUCGCCCACCAUCCAUAUAUUGAAACCUCGAUUCUCCGAUAUCGCCCCUGCUCCGAGUCGUCGUUGUGGUAAUAAUCUGCGGGGAUCCGGCCGCCUCCUUCCCUUUCAUGUGCCUUAUGUAUACUCCGUAUUAUAUAUUAUCAUCAAAUUUGUAAUCCCCUUUUUACUUCUUCAAUUCAUUUAUUUGAAGGAAAGAUUGACUUGAAACCAUGGCUGUGAAAAAGAGCGUGGGAUCCCUAAAGGAGGCAGAUCUGAAGGGAAAGAGAGUUUUCGUCCGGGUGGAUCUCAACGUUCCGUUGGACGACAACUUGAAAAUCACCGAUGACACCAGAGUCCGCGCCGCCGUCCCCACCAUCAAUUAUCUCAGGGAGCAUGGCGCCCGUGUCAUCCUUUCUUCCCAUCUCGGUCGUCCAAAAGGGGUCACACCAAAGUACAGCUUGAAGCCUCUUGUACCUAGGCUUUCUGAACUUCUUGGUAUUGAGGUGAAGAUGGCAAAUGAUUGUAUUGGUGAGGAAGUGGAGAAAUUGGUUGCUCAAAUCCCAGAAGGGGGUGUUUUGCUUCUCGAAAAUGUGAGAUUCUACAAAGAGGAAGAGAAGAACGAUCCUGAAUUCGCAAAGAAGCUUGCCUCCCUUGCAGAUUUGUAUGUUAAUGACGCAUUUGGAACUGCACAUAGAGCUCAUGCCUCCACAGAGGGAGUCGCCAAAUUCUUGAAACCAGCCGUAGCUGGAUUCCUUAUGCAGAGGAGCUUGACUAUUUAGUUGGAGUUGUCACUAGUCCAAAGAAGCCCUUUGCUGCAAUUGUUGGUGGGUCAAAAGUUUCCUCUAAAAUUGCUGUGAUCGAGUCACUGUUGGAAAAGGUUGACUUGCUAUUGUUGGGUGGAGGGAUGAUUUUUACCUUCUACAAGGCUCAAGGAUACAAAGUUGGGUCCUCGCUGGUGGAGGAGGACAAGCUUGAACUAGCUACAGCCCUCUUUGAGAAAGCCAAGACUAAGGGUGUGUCAUUGUUGCUUCCUACUGAUGUUGUGGUUGCUGACAAGUUUUCUGCUGAUGCUAACAGCAAGGUGGUUAGCGCUUCUGAAAUACCAGAUGCGUGGAUGGGGUUAGAUAUUGGACCUGACACAAUCAAGUCAUUCGGCAAAGCUUUGGAUUCCACCCAAACAGUAAUAUGGAAUGGGCCUAUGGGUGUGUUUGAGUUUGACAAGUUUGCUGCUGGAACUGAGGCCAUAGCAAAGAAAUUGGCGGAACUGAGUACAAAGGGCGUGACAACAAUCAUAGGAGGUGGCGACUCUGUUGCAGCAGUGGAGAAGGUUGGGCUUGCAGAAAAGAUGAGCCAUAUUUCAACUGGAGGUGGUGCCAGCCUGGAGCUACUCGAGGGAAAGAUGCUCCCUGGUGUUCUUGCCCUCGAUGAUGCUUAAGCAACAUCACCAAAUCUUUUCUUUAUAUCUAUUUGUUUUUUUUGUCGUUUUUUUCUCUCUGAAGAGUUUAUGUGUGGGUGUUUGUUGCCUGGGGUGGUAGUGCUACUAAUAUCAGAGCAAUGUGUCGGAUUAGGGUCAAGGAGGGAGCGACAGAGCUCUCAGUAAAGAUGCUUCAUUGUUUUUUGUUUUGAAUAAGUUUGUUCCUGUUGGGGGCAUCCUUUUUUGCCGAGAUGAAAACUCUCAGACUCGCACACAUACUGCUGCCUGCUAAUUUCACAAGUUGUAGCUUUCUUGCACCUCUCUUACUUUGAAAUUCACAAAUACUACAUAUUGUGUUAUAGAACUAUAGAAGGGAGGAAAACUAACAGAGAUUUACAAAUAAGUUGUUGCUCAGAGCAUCUCCAAAUCUCCAAUGUAUGGCCGUCUAAUCUAGGAAAAUCAUGCCAACUCAUCAAAUUAG
Cuscuta europaea is the source of this 2025-nucleotide messenger RNA. The record is from the annotation of a GenBank genome assembly. NCBI's taxonomy places the organism in Eukaryota, Viridiplantae, Streptophyta, Magnoliopsida, Solanales, Convolvulaceae.